ACAUUGCAAGUUGUUUUGGAGAAAACCCGAAAAGCAUCAGCUGUGCAAAUAAAUGUGAAUGUUAUAACCAAAGUGACACCCAGGCCUGGGAGGGUGCUGUACCAUUUGCCUUUCCUGCUGACUAGUUGUUGGUGUGCCUUUCAAUCCGAAUGGACCGGAGGGGUCCCCACCCUGACCCCCAUCUUUGCUGAAGGAAAAGGUGGCCUGUGUCACAGUUGGGCACAGAGGCGAUACGUUCACAUUCUUUCCUGGAAUUUCAGCCCAUGGCUCUACAGCCCUGCUCCAGCAAGACCGCAGGUAUUGUAUGCAGGUGAACCGACAGGCUGGACUGGUUAGUCCAUCGCAGGUCUUGCGGCGAUGUGCUCCGAGCAGUCGGCCUGAGGUCUGUGUCACGCACGCCGUCCGCACGCGCUGACUCUAUAAACCCCCUGCAGGUGAGCCAUGACGGAGUACAAGCUGGUGGUGGUGGGGGCGGGAGGCGUCGGGAAGAGUGCGCUGACAAUACAGCUGAUUCAGAACCACUUUGUGGACGAGUACGAUCCCACCAUUGAGGACUCCUAUCGUAAGCAGGUGGUGAUCGAUGGGGAGACAUGUCUGCUGGACAUUCUGGACACGGCAGGGCAGGAAGAGUAUAGCGCCAUGCGAGACCAGUAUAUGAGAACAGGAGAGGGCUUCCUAUGUGUCUUUGCCAUCAACAAUAGCAAGUCGUUCGAGGACAUUCACAACUACAGAGAACAGAUCAAGCGUGUGAAAGACUCUGAGGAUGUCCCAAUGGUGCUGGUGGGAAACAAGUGUGACCUGCCAUCCCGAACAGUGGACACAAAGCAAGCUCAGGAUCUGGCCAGGAGCUAUGGCAUUCCCUUCAUAGAGACAUCUGCUAAGACAAGACAGGGUGUGGAUGACGCCUUCUACACUUUAGUGAGGGAAAUUCGCAAACACAAGGAGAAGAUGAGCAAAGAGGGGAAGAAGAAAAAGAAGUCAAAGAACAAGUGUAUGGUCAUGUGAAGGGUUGUUGUUCCCUGUAGCACAAGCAAACCAGCAAAUGGCAUCCUAAAUACUCUCUGUCAAGAGUGUUACAUUUUUGUAAUUCACACUAAAUUAUUAACCCUGUCCACUCUGAUGUUGGUGUAAAUGAAACCCUUGAGCUGUCUUCCCUGCUUACUGAUCCAGUGAGUGCUGUGUUGUGCUAAGACAGCUGUGCUGACAUGAUCCUCAAUAACCUUGCCUGGCCUGUGCUUACCAGUCCCCUAAGGCUGUGCUCUGGCUGCUUCAAGGACCUUAAACAUGGAAGUGUACAAAAUGCAAGUGGAACAGCCAGCUGAGUUUAUUCACAUACAGGCAACCUAGUCUGUAGAUGCACAGCUCUGGACAGGAUACAUAACCUUUUUUUUUUUUUUUUUUUUUUUUUUUAAAUUUAACUGGCUAACUGUUUUUCAGUUAAAUGAAAGGUUAAGUUCUCAUUUUCUGGUUGAAAUUUUUAUAGUGUAAUCCAUCCCCAUAGUAAUACAAGUUGCCAAAGAAUUUUUAACUGUACAGCAUAAUACCAAUAGUGUCUUAGCAUCUUAGAGAAGGUGCUGAAACUGUGAGGAAAACAUACAAACGGUACACCCAGCCAUCCAGAUCAGUGUAAAUUUUUUUUGUUGUUGUCUCGGAUAUAGUUCAAAUUUCAUUGGGCAUUUUUGUAAACUUUAAGUGAUGGAAGAUCUGAACGGUAACCUUUGUUACACCAGAUCUUGUCUUGCUUCUUGUCAGAUGAGACUUUUUGAAAUGCUGUGUGUUAAUCUCUAGAACUCUCCAGCCCUCUUGUAACAGAUGGGACUUCUGCAUUUUUUUAAGAAAAACCCUUCUUUCCUCUUCUCUCUGAAGACAAGCCUCACUCCUCAGUGGAUGAAUCGCACAAUCUGAUGUGACGUUGUUACGCUGAGUAUCCUGCUUCAGAAUUAGUUGUGGAAGCGGUCCUAUCCCUGCAGGAGGAAGCUUCUCUGUAAUCAUGAACUUGUGAUACAGUGAGAAUUCAGUGGUUCAUCAUUUGCAGUCACUUCAUACGAAUAUUGGCUGGGAUUGCAGUUUUAAUGUUGGAUGUAAGAAGCAGCUCCAAAACACUGUUAGUGCUGGGGGAAAGCAGACUUCUGGUUUAAGUA
Scleropages formosus (Asian bonytongue) is the source of this 2141-nucleotide messenger RNA. RefSeq names its product GTPase KRas-like. The record is from RefSeq and is a predicted model, not a curated record. Gene Ontology annotation, molecular function: GTPase activity; GTP binding. Lineage: Eukaryota; Metazoa; Chordata; Actinopteri; Osteoglossiformes; Osteoglossidae. The transcript is spliced from 5 exons. The coding region runs from base 442 to 1005 and encodes 187 amino acids. Gene Ontology annotation, cellular component: membrane. Gene Ontology annotation, biological process: signal transduction.